AGGACUCUCCACCGGCAUCGAAAUGUCAUAACAAUCAAGACACUCUGUAGUGCAGGUAACUCCGGCACGAAGGGUUUUCCACGACAAAAGCCAUCAGUAAAGACAGCACGGUGUAUGGCGAACUGUGUAAGGCGGAACCGCGUCCCCGACGAGGCAGGCGGUCAGAGGCUUGUAGCCAAGGACACGCACCGCUGGGUUGAUCUUAAAUGCGAAACUGAUGCUAAGGCAAGAACGUCUCCUGGCGUGAUCGUCUAUCCCAUCAACGAGGACGCAAUCAAGGCGUAUACAGUCGAGGCAGCGAUGCCUAAUCAGAGGCGGCCACGCAAGAGGAAACGCUGCGAGGCAACUGAAGCAAGGGCUGCGUGGCUCUGGGCGUCCCUGUUGCUACAUGCAAAGGUCGAUUCUCCGUUCGCGAUACCUGACUCGGCGCAGGAGGCGAGUUUUCAGACGACUUCAACGCAUGGCAUACUUACCCUCGUACCACUGCCAUUUGCGGACCCAACUACGGUGACAGCAAGUGCCGGCGCAGACCUUUCGCCUUCAUUCCUGGGUCUUAAGACGAUAGGCGGUUAG
Fomitopsis serialis is the source of this 573-nucleotide messenger RNA. RefSeq lists its product as uncharacterized. The transcript has 2 exons. Lineage: Eukaryota; Fungi; Basidiomycota; Agaricomycetes; Polyporales; Fomitopsidaceae. The record is from RefSeq and is a predicted model, not a curated record. The coding region runs from base 115 to 573 and encodes 152 amino acids.